GGUUCCUUUUGCUAUUAGUACCAGGGCCGCUAUGCAGACAUUGCUCCAGAAGCAUGGCCUUUCAUGCCCUGCCCGUGGCACUCCCAUCAGCUGUACAGAGGAGAGGCGUCUCUGGUGUCAGGCGUUUGCUUGGAAGCUUCAUUCGUGCAGUGCACCCAGAUUUGUCCCCAGAGUUUCCGCUCGAGGCUCGACGGAUUAAUCAACGUUCAUUGGCCGAGCUGAACGCUUUUGUUGAUCUCUUGGAGAGCGAUGAGGUGCGAAAGUUUGAAGAUGGUCCUGAAUCCGCUCGUGAGCUGCCGUUUUUCCGUGCUCUUCAAACGCGGCUUGGACGUGUGGUACCCAACCGGGUGUCGCCCCUCCACUUGCUAUUGCCGUCGUUGCCGGCCUCUGCCAACCACCUUGAAAAGGAGUUCGCCGCUGCACAUUUGAUUCGAGGAGCAGAGGUUGCCUUGGAGACUUCUCCGAGCUCAUUUUCUCAAAGGCCAGAUGUUCCCAGGCUCUUCACAAAGCCCGGCACAGGAAGGAAGGCAUUUGACAAGCUUUGGUGGCAACAGACUCAAGAGGAGCUAGUUAAAGACGCCAUUCACGGUCCAGAUGAUGAGGAAGUGCGGCUUCAUGUUGCAAAGCGUGUCUUUGCCUGCAAGUAUGCCAGCCAGUUGAUGCGGCAAUACGUUCGUAUUAAAAACACGGCCAAGCGCAAACGCCGCCUGGCAGGCUUGGAUGAAAUUGUCCAAGCAAAAAUUGCACAGAAGUUCCCUUCAAUUCCAGAGAAGGAAGAGGUGUUUGAUGAGAAAAGGGAUCCCGUACGGGUCUUGGAAGGAGGCUUUCAUCCAGACCUGGUCUUUAUGGCGCCUGAUUUGUCAGAUCAACAUCGCAGAGAGGCCAUCCGUCGUAUUUGUGGGAUGAAUUUGGAGAAAGACUCAGACUUUUGGCUUCUUGAGAACCUUUGGAAGGCCAUGCGGGGUACCGCUCCAGCUGUUCCGCUGGUUGUAGCAGAGCGCGACUAUAAAGCACACGAGAGCGGGUUUAUUCAAAUCCCCUGGGAUUUUACGGUGUUGAGCCUUUGCGAUCUUUUGGAGGAGCAUUUGGACACCACCCGUGAACAUCUGCGGAGGCGACGUGAGGGAUCUUCACGCACCAAUCCGCCAGCUCCAGCUCGGAUUGAGUAGUCAGACCUUCGGGAGGAAAAGAUGGUGCUUUGGGAUGCCGGGAUCAAAUUGAAGGUGCAUUGUGCGGUGUAUUUACGUUAAUUGUAUGUAUAAUAUGGAUACGAAUUAAUGC
Durusdinium trenchii is the source of this 1281-nucleotide messenger RNA. The record is from the annotation of a GenBank genome assembly. NCBI's taxonomy places the organism in Eukaryota, Dinophyceae, Suessiales, Symbiodiniaceae.